AUGUUCACGCUUCAUAUUAUCUCACUCACGGUGUCAGUGCUUGGCCUCGUUAGCGGUCAGCUCUCGAUGGCAGACGAGGCACGGCUCGUCGCUGCGACGCCAGCAUGCGUAAAGACAUGCUACUCCCAGAGUACCUCGGUCAGCGGCUGCAAAGACACAGCUGACACGGCGCUCGUGCAAUGUUACUGCGAGUCUUUGCCAUUCAUAUCAGCCUUUACACAGUGCGCAAUGGCCAGUUGCAGUGCCGAUGAUUACAAGACGGGCGCAGCUUCGGCGUCACAAGCAUGUACGGCGGUUGGCAAGCCCAUCUCAAUUCCGGCUACGAUCAACGGCACUGCAACUGCAUAA
This is a messenger RNA of Mixia osmundae IAM 14324, 348 nucleotides long. RefSeq lists its product as uncharacterized. The record is from RefSeq and is a predicted model, not a curated record. The transcript is spliced from 2 exons. Bases 1 to 348 code for a protein of 115 amino acids. NCBI's taxonomy places the organism in Eukaryota, Fungi, Basidiomycota, Mixiomycetes, Mixiales, Mixiaceae.